AUGGCUUUUUCUUGUCUGUUGAUGGUCCUCCUUGUGUACUUCAACGGUGCCCUUUCAGUACUUUCAGAUGUUCCUGAGACAUAUGAGUACAUUGUAGUGGGAUCCGGUCCAGGUGGCGGUCCGCUCGCUGCCAAUCUUGCCCGGGAAGGGCACUCAGUCUUGCUCAUUGAGGCUGGUGAUGACCAAGCAGACAACAUCAACUCAUAUAUGGUCUACAACAAUACACCGGCUAUCAAUGAUCCACUCACGCGAUGGGACUUCUUCGUAACGCGAGACACGCCAGAGAUUGACAACCUCUACGACUUCACAACUUGGAAUACAACUGACGGCGACUUUUACGUUGGGUUGGAUCCACCUUCUGGCUCUACACGACUUGGAGUUUACUAUCCACGAGCUGGCGUACUUGGCGGCUGCGCUAUGCAUAACGCGGCUACGAUCUCUUUGCCUGCAGAUGUGGACUGGCAGGACAUCGCCGAUCUGACUGGAGAUGAGACAUGGUCGCCAGCGAAUAUACGCAAGUAUCUUGUCAGACUAGAGCGAUGCAACUACCUUGUCAACGGAAGUACUGCAUCUCACGGUUUCACGGGAUAUCUUGACACUUCUCAGAGUGACUAUUCCUGGGCUCUCAAUGAGUCGGAUGUGUCUACACUGGCUACGUAUGCGUCCACAGCUCUCGGGUAUCCGCCAGGAAUCAACUCCACUGAGCUUGCUAUGUUACUGGGGAGGGACAUCAACUCGGACGAUGUGGAACGCGAUAACCUCCUCGGGGUGUUUACCCCUCACACCCACUCUCGGAAUGGCGUGCGGUCCAGUCCAAGUAAUUACAUUCGGGCGACUAUGGAUGACGAGAGAAAGUUCCCAUUGACACUCCAGCUAAACACCCCUGCAACGAAGAUCAUAUUCGAAAAGCCCACAAACGGAAACACGGCACCACGGGCUAUAGGAGUCGAGUACCUUCAAGGUCAAAGCCUUUACUCAACAGAUCCUCGUCAUGACCCUUCCCAGGUCGGUGUACCUGGCAAAGCCUUUGCGUCGAAAGAGGUCAUCAUCGCUGGUGGUGUCUUCAACACCCCGCAGCUUCUCAAACUCAGCGGUGUCGGCCCAGCGGACGAGUUGGCGAAGUUUGACAUCCCUGUCGUCACAGACCUUCCGGGUGUCGGCAUGAACAUGCACGACAACCUCGAGGGAGUCAUCUACGGCACGUUCGAAAAGCCAGUGGUUGGAUUCUGGGAUAUGUUCAUGCGGACCUCAGUUGCCGAGCGCACGCGGGAUAUACACUUCUACUGCGGGAGCUUCAACUUCAUCGGCUUCUUCCCGGGUAUGCCGGGUUGGGCGGAGAACGAGUCUGAGUGUGGCUUCAUGCAGCUCCAUCCGCGAAACAUCAACGGCACCGUCAAGCUAAGAUCCACCGAUCCCCGUGAGGCUCCCAACAUACAUUGA
Molecule: messenger RNA, 1440 nt
Organism: Colletotrichum siamense
Lineage: Eukaryota; Fungi; Ascomycota; Sordariomycetes; Glomerellales; Glomerellaceae
Product: Choline dehydrogenase
Exons: 1
Coding region: 1-1440 (479 amino acids)
Molecular function (GO): flavin adenine dinucleotide binding; oxidoreductase activity, acting on CH-OH group of donors
Source: RefSeq, a predicted model, not a curated record